ACAUUGUUGUUGUACAGCUGAAAAAUCAGGCUUUAUUUGUCACCAGAUCCCCAUGCUAAAUAUGCGGCUUGUAAGUGUUUUGAUCAAGUGAAGGGAUAGAAAAAAGUAAUGUUGUACCAACACACCCAACUCAAGCAACGGGAUAUUACAUCUGCCUUCAUAGCACCCUCUGCAGGGAACGUUAGGAGUCAUUUAUAUCAACAAUAUGAACACUGAAGGAUGAGCAACUUUACAUGUCGAACUGUAUAUGGCAGGAACAGCAGUGGAAAUGUUUGUAUAUUUGUAAACACGUAAGGAAUAUUGUGAAAACUACAGUAAAACUAUUAGCGGACUAAUAUAGUGAUACUGCUGGUCCUGGUGAACCUCCUGACAUAACCUGGAGCAAGUGGUCAUGGCUUUAUUAAAAUAGCUGUGGAAAAAAAGUGUGUGUGCGCGCGCGCGCGUUCGUGCAUGUGAUGCUCGGCAGUCAGUCACACACACACACACACAGCCUGUAGAGGGGCCCCUAGCGCCAGCCCUCAGUACUGGUCUGGCUGAUUACUCCCACUGGUGGAUCCAGAUCUCUGACUAUCGCAGUGUUUUGUCGGAGGCUGAAACACGCUCACACGUAUGGACAGUGACUCGUAGCUCCGCCACCAAGACUCUGUCUCCACCCGUGCACACUUACUCACCAGACCGCACCGACCGACCGCCUAGUGGCUUCUGUUCGCUGUCCGGCGUCACCUCUGCGGGGCCUCCUCAGUUUUGACGAGAGAAAAGUGGGUGUUUGCUGUUCACUGGUGUUCCGGCGGCGGCGGAGGCGGCGGCGGCAGCAACAGCGGCGGCGGCGGCACAGAGCCCAGAGAAGUGUCCUCGAUGGCAGGCUGGAAGGACGGCUCGGUGCAGGAGAAGUAUCGGCUGGUGGUGGUCGGAGGCGGUGGUGUCGGGAAAUCAGCCCUGACUAUUCAGUUCAUUCAGUCGUACUUUGUCACCGACUAUGAUCCCACAAUUGAAGACUCCUACACAAAGCAGUGUGUGAUUGACGAAAGGGCGGCCAGGCUUGACAUCCUGGACACGGCUGGACAGGAAGAGUUUGGAGCCAUGAGAGAACAAUACAUGAGGACAGGGGAGGGCUUCCUGCUCGUCUUCUCAGUCACUGACAGAGGAAGUUUUGAAGAAAUCUACAAAUUCCAAAGGCAAAUCCUCCGAGUCAAAGACAGAGACGAGUUCCCCAUGAUCCUCGUAGGAAACAAAGCCGACCUGGAACCACAGAGACAAGUAACCCAGGAGGAGGGUCAACAGAUGGCCAGACAACUCAAAGUCACAUACAUGGAGGCUUCUGCCAAAAUCCGUAUGAACGUAGACCAAGCUUUUCAUGAGCUGGUUAGGGUAAUCAGGAAAUUCCAGGAACAGGAAUGUCCACCGUCGCCAGAGCCCACGAGAAAAGAAAAAGACAAGAGCGGCUGCCAUUGUGUGAUCGUUUGAGUUGGUCUCAUCACUGUAUGCAUCUCAUGCAGCUACUCUCCACCAACCCCCACCCCCACCCACCACCCACUCUGCCUGACGUUACAUCCGGAGUGGAUGACUGACCGCUGCCUUCUCCACGUGCAUGACUCCAAACAGCCUUUUCUGACAUAGACACGGACCAGGAAGUGUAGUCGCCUGGACAUCACUAUGGACAAACGUGGCAAUGCCAAAAUGUAAUCACCACUUUACCUUCAGUCACAGCCUAAUUCACACCAGAGAGUCCCAACACUAAACAUUGCCUUCUAAAUCAGCCUGACAAAUUUACCUUUUUUUGUACUAUUGAAAGACUUCUCUUGCCUUGUAGUGACAUUUGUACGUGUUACCGAGAUUGAAUGAAUUAUAUGAAUUACGUAUAUAUGUAUAUGCAUAUAUACCUUUAUAUGUGUAUAUAUACACAUUUAUACACACAUAUAUAGACAUACAUGUAUAUAUUUAUAUAUAUAAUAUAUAAUAAUAUAAUAACAUAAAGUGGAAUGUUAUUGACUUUCUUUAGUUACCAAAUGUCUGAUCAGAGCAGAGAGAUUAUCUUACUGAGCUUUGUGUAUGUCGUGCCAUAUCCACCCUUUACUCCCAUGUGCUAAUCUGCUACUGUACAUAAGUGACAUUUGUUGUGAUUUUUUUUUUCAAAAAUGUAUUUCUAAUAACCUAUUAAAAUCACCACAGUACAGUGUGUGAGGUUGACUUUGGUUUUACACAUAUGAACUAUGACUAUAAAAGUAUGUACAUAAAUAUAAUACCAAGACAGCCCUUAAAGCUACAAUGAUAGAACUUUGCAGUUUAUUCUCUAUCUGUGGUGUCUGCUUUCAUCUCAAUUGCCAAAAAUGCGGUAUCUGUAUGAAUUUUGUGGGGGGGUUUUUUGUUGUUUUUUUUUUUUAGAAGUCUUAUAAAUGAAAUGAUUGCCUUUUUCUUGGGUUUCUCACAGUUGCGACCUGUAUCUUGAUUGUUGGCAAAUCAGUUGAAAUCAUAGGCCGUAUUAAUGGAGGUAGAUUCAGCUGUCUGGUUCUUCAAGUGAAGCUGUGGAAGUGGAUUUCUUUAUGGUUUUGGAGGCAUAUGUUUUUCACUAAAACAUAAUGUACACUUUUGUAAAUUACGCUCCUGUUAAGUAACUCUCCUGCAUCUCUAUAACACGGUGAUCCAUGACUCGGGAAAUUCAACAUCUUUGUCAAAUAAACUCUACUAUUUUGCCAUAUCUAAGACAAAUUCAACUCCCGGCGUGUAGACAUUUUAUAGAAUAUGACAUGAAUGUUUGUGAUGCUAAGUUAGUACUUAACAUUUUAAGGAAUGUCUUUCAAGUGAACAAAUGAUUUCUAAAGUGUGACACAUGCUGAACAAAGUCUUGCAGAGCAGUCGUCAGUUGUCCUGCUCCCUGUGACGGUUGUAGUAAAUUUUGAUGAUGUACUGUCCUUUUGUGCUUUAUUCAUUAUUUUUUCUCUACAUGGGAUCAGAUGAGAAAGAAAGAUUUAUGACGUAAUCCACAAGAAAGUUUUACCUGAUGUAACGUUAAAUAAGUAAAUAGGCACUUCCUGUUUGGACUGCAUUCAGGUGGAUUUACCAUUGAAACCAGUGAAGCGCUGCUUCCAUGGCUUCACUUUGCAACUGUUGGCCUUUAUGCAUUUUGUUAUCUAGGUUCUGUGGUCAGAUAAGAACAUCACAGAUUGUUUCAGAUUCUAAGAAGCAGAUUAAAUAAUGUUUUUUUUCCAGAUAUUUAAUGUUCAACUUCUGACAGUGUUAACAAAUCCGUGUUUGCUUUUCUAAACCAAAGCUCACUUUAGUUCAGAUCAUUCCAGUGUAAGGCGGCUUUUCCAUCAACCAUUUAUUCCAGUAAAGGAUAGUAAUAAGAUUACUGUUAUAUAAUCAUUCCAGUAACACAGUGGUAAAUGUAUCUGUUUGGUCCCUGUUUUGUGAAUUUCCUGUUAUUCUGCCACAUUUCACUCCAUGUUCUGCCAGUUGGAAAAACCAGGACAAGUUGAAGCACUGAGAAAGUUCAAGCAGAAGUCCAUCUCUACUGGGACGUGAACUCAGCAGGGCUGCCACCUGCGGAGCUGCCAUCACACCACAAUCACAAAUCACGUCCUGCCUACUUCUCUUCUGUACUGCAGUUUCUUUGGUAUAUCACGGUCUUGUAAUUUAAACCAGAUAAUCACAUGAUGGAAGUCAUGGACUUGAUUAAAAUGUUUCUACUCUACUUUUAUACAUUAUUUUCUUAUCAAACUACUAAAUGAGUAUUUUUAUAUGUUUAUAAGUGAGUACAUAUUCACGGCACAGCUGUGUGUACACGUGAAGGCGAAUAUUUAAUUCUUCUAUUAUAAACCGUGGUUCAAAAUCUUUGGCCCAAAUUUAAAAAAAUCUAGCUUUUUCUCCCACAUGUGACUAAAAUUGUGUUUUCAUGUUGUGGUUGAAUAAAUAAAUGAAAAGUGAAUAUUUAUCUGGUGUGUCCUUCACCAGCCAAGAGACGAAUGUAUUAGAGAACGUAUUCUGGUGUUGACAUGGUAACGUUAGAUCACCCUAAUGAAUUUGUAAAAUGUCUAAAUAUACUCUCUCUCUCUCACUGCAAAUCUAAUGUACAUUCAAAUCAUACCAUUUGUUUUGUUUUUUUAAUUAUUACUGUCUUCUUCUUUAUCACUGUCUUAUUCCCUGUGUCUAGCUUUUGGUGCUGAAAUAAAAUCUGUCAUUGAGCCAGA
Cynoglossus semilaevis (tongue sole) is the source of this 4187-nucleotide messenger RNA. RefSeq names its product RAS related 2 (gene rras2). Gene Ontology annotation, biological process: signal transduction. Gene Ontology annotation, cellular component: membrane. NCBI's taxonomy places the organism in Eukaryota, Metazoa, Chordata, Actinopteri, Pleuronectiformes, Cynoglossidae. The transcript has 6 exons. The coding region runs from base 856 to 1464 and encodes 202 amino acids. Gene Ontology annotation, molecular function: GTP binding; GTPase activity. The record is from RefSeq and is a predicted model, not a curated record.